GUUGGCGGUGGAUCCUCUGUGAGCUCUGCUGGAUACAGUGGGUUGGAGCUGACUUAAUUGUAGGCACCUGUAGUUAAUGAUUGCAGCGCUGGAGUUGGAAAGUAUAAAAUAGGCUGACAACCUCGCCACACUUCACCUUUACCGACCGUCACCAUGCCUUUCUCUGGAAAGUACCUGCUGGACUCUCAGGAGAACUUUGAGCCUUUCAUGAAGGCAAUUGGUCUCCCUGACGACCUCAUCCAGAAAGGCAAAGAUAUCAAGAGCAUCUCUGAGAUCGAGGAGACGGGCGAUGACUUCAAGGUGACGGUCACAACUGGGUCAAAGGUACUCGUCAACACCUUCACCAUCGGAAAGGAGGCUGAGCUGGAGUCCGUCACUGGGGAGAAGAUCAAGGCGGUGGUUCAGCGUGAAGGCAGCAACAAGUUGAAGGUCAGCCUCAAGGGAAUCGAGUCUGUCACAGAACUGGUGGAUGCAAACACAAUUGUCAAUACAAUGACACUCGGCGGCAUUGUGUACAAGAGGACAAGCAAACGCAUGUAAAGGUCUGCAGUGGGAUAAUAAAAUGUAAAAGGCAA
Limanda limanda (common dab) is the source of this 575-nucleotide messenger RNA. RefSeq names its product fatty acid-binding protein, liver-type-like. Gene Ontology annotation, biological process: fatty acid transport. The record is from RefSeq and is a predicted model, not a curated record. Gene Ontology annotation, molecular function: fatty acid binding. Bases 154 to 540 code for a protein of 128 amino acids. The transcript is spliced from 4 exons. Gene Ontology annotation, cellular component: cytosol; nucleus. Lineage: Eukaryota; Metazoa; Chordata; Actinopteri; Pleuronectiformes; Pleuronectidae.